This is a messenger RNA of Cucurbita moschata (crookneck pumpkin), 1555 nucleotides long. RefSeq names its product abscisic acid 8'-hydroxylase 4-like. Gene Ontology annotation, molecular function: iron ion binding; (+)-abscisic acid 8'-hydroxylase activity; heme binding. The record is from RefSeq and is a predicted model, not a curated record. Gene Ontology annotation, biological process: sterol metabolic process. Bases 117 to 1544 code for a protein of 475 amino acids. NCBI's taxonomy places the organism in Eukaryota, Viridiplantae, Streptophyta, Magnoliopsida, Cucurbitales, Cucurbitaceae. The transcript has 9 exons.
ACUUUGCAACUAAAACCAUCACUUGCUCUCUCAAUCUUUCGUUUUUUUCCCUUUGUUCCAAGAAAAAACCCUCAAUUUCAAGAGGGAAACACAGAGAGAUUGCUUCAUUUUUGUUAAUGGAGAUUCUCUCUUUCACUCUGUAUUUAAUAAUAUUCUUCAUUUCUUCUGCUUUUUUGCUUUAUUUCAAGAGAAAUGAAACCCCAAAACCCAGAAAAUCUCUUAGGCUUCCUCCUGGUUCCAUGGGAUUGCCAUGGAUUGGAGAAACUUUGCAGCUUUAUUCUCAAGAUCCCAACAUAUUUUUCUCCGAAAAACAGAGAAGAUAUGGAGAAAUUUUUAAAACCAACAUUUUGGGAUGUCCUUGUGUCAUGUUGGCCAGCGCCGCCGCAGCCCGGUUCGUUUUGGUAACUAAUGCUCAUUUAUUCCGACCGACUUACCCCAAAAGCAAAGAGACAAUGAUCGGUCCGGCGGCGCUUUUCUUCCACCAGGGAAAUUACCAUUCUAACAUUCGGAAACUUGUUCAAAAUUCUCUCUGUCUCGGAAGCCUCAGAAACCUUGUUCCUCAUAUUGAAACCGCCGCCAUUUCCGCCGCCGAAUCAUGGGCUGCCGCCGGCCACGUCAUCAACACCUUCCUCGAAAUGAAAAAGUUUUCUUUCGAUGUGGGAAUUCUAGCAGUGUUUGGGAAGCUAGAAAGUGAUUACAGUGAGAAACUCAAAGAAAACUAUUGCAUAUUAGACAAAGGCUACAACUCUUUUCCAACCAGAUUACCAGGAACAGCAUAUUCCAAAGCAUUAUCAGCAAGGAAGAAACUGAGAGAGAUUCUGGGCGAGAUAAUAAUGGAGCGGAGAGAAAAAAGGGUAACAGAGAGAGAUUUGGUGGGUCAUCUCUUGAGCUUCAGAGAUGAAAAUGGUGGAAUUUUAAGUGAGGAUCAGAUCGCCGACAACAUCAUCGGAGUUCUGUUUGCGGCGCAGGACACCACCGCCAGUGUGCUGACGUGGAUCCUUAAAUACCUCCAUGAUAAUUUGAAGCUCUUUGAGGCUGUUCGGGCAGAGCAGAUGGAGAUUUAUAGAAGAAAUGGUGAUGGGAAGAUGCCUCUGUCUUGGGCACAGAUUAAGGAUAUGCCCUUAACUCAUAGGGUUGUAUUAGAAAGCUUGAGGAUGGCUAGUAUCAUAUCCUUCACUUUUAGGGAGGCAGUGGUGGAUGUGGAAUAUAAAGGGUUCCUAAUACCAAAGGGUUGGAAGGUGAUGCCUUUGUUCAGGAAUAUUCAUCACAAUCCUGACUACUUCCCGAACCCUCAAAUCUUUGAUCCCUCCAGAUUUGAGGUGGCUCCGAGGCCCAAUACAUUCAUGCCAUUUGGCAAUGGAGUACACUCUUGCCCUGGGAACGAACUUGCCAAGCUGGAGAUCCUCGUCUUACUUCAUCACCUCAUUACCAAGUUUAGGUGGGAAGUUGUGGGAUCACAAAGCGGGGUUCAAUAUGGGCCAUUCCCAAUGCCUGUCAACGGGCUACCGGCCAGAUUUUUCAAACAAACGACAACCAACCAAUAGCCUCUCAUUUC